Carcharodon carcharias (great white shark) is the source of this 3490-nucleotide messenger RNA. It is a transcript of the gene spon1b, whose product is annotated as spondin 1b. Gene Ontology annotation, cellular component: extracellular matrix. The transcript has 16 exons. The coding region runs from base 331 to 2724 and encodes 797 amino acids. Gene Ontology annotation, biological process: cell adhesion. The record is from RefSeq and is a predicted model, not a curated record. Lineage: Eukaryota; Metazoa; Chordata; Chondrichthyes; Lamniformes; Lamnidae.
CCUGUGUGAAUCAUCAGUCUGUCCAGUCAACUGCGGGAGGUUAACACAGCCACCACGCAGUUCUACACUGUAUGCGCUGUUCAAUCAGUAUAGAGCGGGGGAGCUUUUGUGUGUGUGUGUGCGCUUGGGGUGGUGUUACACAGUUAACACGUGAAACCCGACUUUAAAAGCAGCAGCUGUGAAACUGACGGGUCUGGUCAAUUUCACGCGAACUGGAACAUUCCAUGUGUGUGUGUGUCUAUUUCAGCUGCAGAUCAGAAGCAAGGCACCAGCGUGAGAGACAGUCAAGAGAGUACGGGAACCACACACACACAUACACUCACACUCACGAUGGACUUCACUCUGCGCUUCCUCGCUCUCCUCCUCGCCCUUCCUGCGGUGGCCGGCUCCUUUAACGACGAGAGUCCGGUCACCGACGGAUACUGCAACCGGAUCGUUCGUUCUCAGGGCAGCCGGAGGGACGGUAACACCGGAUUCAGCCUCCAGAUCGAAGGGAAUCCCGAAUUCUACACCCCAGGCAGCACGUAUCGGGUCACCCUCUCGGCCACAGUUCCCUCCUAUUUCCGUGGAUUCACACUCAUCGCUGUCAGGGAUGGGGAGGACGGCGACAGGGAAGAGGAAUAUGCUGGCAACUUUCAGAUAAUUGAUCACGAGGACUCGCAGUUUAUGACAAACUGCCCAUAUGCUGUCACAGAGAGCACGCCCAGGAGACGAACACGCAUCCAGGUCUUUUGGACAGCACCCACUGCUGGUUCAGGCUGCGUUAUAUUGAAAGCCAGCAUUGUGCAGAAGCGGAUAAUCUGGUUCCAGGAUGAUGGGGCACUUACAAAGAAACUGUGUGAGAAAGUGCUGGGUGAAGAAUAUGCCACAGAAAAACCCAUCCAGGACUGUUGUGCCUGUGGAACAGCAAAAUACAGGUUAACAUUUUACGGAAAUUGGUCAGAGAAGACACAUCCGAAAGAUUAUCCAAAAUUUGCAACGCACUGGUCUGCCAUCAUCGGAGCAUCUCACUCCAAGUCUUAUAGGCUAUGGGAGUAUGGGGGAUUUGCCAGCGAUGGAGUGAGACAAGUUGCUGAAUGGGGCUCCCCUGUGAAAAUGGAAGAAGAAAUCCGGCAGAAGGGUGAGAGUGUUUUGACUGUCAUCAAGGCAAAGGCUCAGUGGCCUGCUUGGCAACCUCUGAAUGUCCGGGCGGCUCCGUCUGCAGAGUUCUCCGUUGACCAUACACGGCACCUGAUGUCCUUCCUGACGAUGUUGGGUCCCAGCCCAGAUUGGAACGUGGGACUAUCAGCAGAGGAUCUCUGCACCAAGGAUUGCGGGUGGGUGCAGAAGAUUAUUCAGGAUCUGAUUCCCUGGGACGCUGGGACUGACAGUGGAGUGACGUAUCUGGCCCCUAACCAACGGGCAGAGCCUCAAGAAAGAAUUAGACCACUAACUAGCCUGGAUCAUCCAAAAAGUCCCUUCUAUGAUCCUGAGGGGGGCCCUAUCAUUCCUGUGGCCAGAGUUGUGAUUGAAAGAAUUGCAAGAAAGGGGGAACAGUGUAAUAUUCAGCCUGAUAAUGUUGAUGAUAUUGUGGCAGAUCUUAACCAAGAGGAGAAGGAGAAGGAUGAAGAUGAUACUCCAGAAACUUGCAUCUACUCGAAUUGGUCUCAAUGGUCAGCCUGCAGCUCCUCCACCUGUGAGAAAGGGAAACGGAUGAGGCAAAGGAUGCUCAAAGCACAAUUGGACCUAAGUGUGCCUUGCCCACACACUCAAGAUUUUGAGCCUUGUAUGGGGCCGGGAUGUCGUGACGAUGAUGCCUCGACUUGCAUGAUGUCAGAGUGGAUCAGCUGGUCCCCUUGCAGCCUCUCCUGUGGAAUGGGAAUGAGAUCACGGGAAAGAUACAUAAAGCAAUACCCCGAAGAUGGCUCCCUCUGCACACUGCCCACUGAAGAGACUGAAAAAUGCAUUGUCAAUGAGGAAUGCGCAUCGAAUACCUGCUUUGUGACGGAGUGGGGAGAGUGGGAGGAGUGCAGUGCAAGCUGUGGGAUGGGCACCAAGAAGAGGCAGAGAAUGGUCAAGAUGCAUCCAUCAGAUGGAUCUAUGUGCAAAGUGGAAACAGUACAAAUGGAGAAAUGUGGGAUGCCAGACUGUCAGACCAUUCCCUGUAUGCUGACUCUCUGGUCAGACUGGAGUGACUGCAGUGUCACUUGUGGGAUCGGCAUGAGAUCGCGGUGGAGGAUGCUGAAAACCCCAACCGAGGUGGGGGAAUGCAACGAGGAGUUGGAGCAGGUGGAGAAAUGCAUGUUGCCAGAAUGUCCCACUGAUUGCAUGGUCUCCGAAUGGUCAGAAUGGUCAGAGUGCAAUAAGUCUUGCGGAAAGGGACAUGUGAUCAGGACCAGGAUGAUCAAGCUGGAGCCGCAGUUUGGUGGGGCUCUAUGCCCUGAGACUGUCCAACGCAAGAAGUGCAAAGUGCGCAGGUGUUCGAGGAGGCUGAGCGAUGAAAAGAGACGUCGCAAGGAAGCUCCAGAAAGGCAAAGGAAUAAACAGAUGAGGGGAGACCCUGACAUUCCAGAACAUACAGGGUGCAAGAUGAGGCCGUGGACAGCGUGGACUGAGUGUAGCAAGUUCUGCGGGGGAGGCAUCCAGGAGCGUUUCAUGGUUGUCAAGAGAAAAUAUCGUACCUCCCAGAUCACCAGCUGCAAGGACAUGAAAGAAAUCCGCGCGUGCAGCGUUCACCCAUGUUAGGAAGUGCGGCAGACUGCCCUCGCUCACAAAUAGGUGCACUGCUUUUUUAAAGUGACGGAGAAACUCUUUUGCUCUUUCUGACACAGAACCUUUCUGUAUCCCUAACAUUUAUAAAUGUUACAAUAUCACUGUACACACACCUGUACCUACACACUAGCACGCAAGGCAAUUAAAAAGCAAUUUGAAUUGUUUAACCUGUGGUUACGUUUUCUUUUUAAAUUUUUUAUGCACUGGUGUGCAGUGUUUCUUUUUCUUCCUGAAUUUUAAAAUCUUUGCUGUCGUAGCUUUUGGUUGUGAGAAAUGUUUUUUAAAAAUUAAAAAAAGUCCAUUUAUUAUAUGAAAUUUAGAUGCCUUAUCAAAGGAACAUUUGCUGUUUGCUCUUUAGCGGUAAGGAGAAGUAUAAAAAGAAACUUAAUGAAACUUAACACUAAAAAAAAAGGUUUUAUUUUGUCUAUUGUCACAUUUUGUGGUAUCUUUACUGCUGCCCUAGGUGACAGUGUCACAAACGUGUAUUCGACCAAAGUCUUUGUGCGAAUUUUCAGAAGUUCUUCGGUGUUGUUAUUUUUUUCUUUGUUGAAAUAUUAAUCGGUACACUGAGUGUGAGAGCGAGUGUGAGUGUGAACGAGGUCAAAUAGUACAAGGCACGCUCAGCCUAUUUUACCAUUUGUAAAAAAAAAAAUAAGAAAAAAAAAGAAAAAUAUAUAAUUUUGAUGAUGUAUUAACUUGUCCGGUUACCAUGUUUGACAAUAAAAUAAAAUGGCAAUAA